Molecule: messenger RNA, 738 nt
Organism: Cicer arietinum (chickpea)
Lineage: Eukaryota; Viridiplantae; Streptophyta; Magnoliopsida; Fabales; Fabaceae
Product: ABA-responsive protein ABR17-like
Biological process (GO): abscisic acid-activated signaling pathway; defense response
Cellular component (GO): cytoplasm; nucleus
Molecular function (GO): signaling receptor activity; abscisic acid binding; protein phosphatase inhibitor activity
Source: RefSeq, marked provisional
AUUUUUUGUUGCAUCUAUAUAAUAUAUAUCAUGGGUGUUUUUUCUUUCGAUGAUGAACUCCACUCAACUAUUGUUCCAGCUAAACUCUACAAAGCUCUUGCUAAAGAUGCUGAUGAUAUAGUUCCAAAGGUUAUUGAGGCCAUCCAAAGUGUUGAAAUUGUUGAAGGAAAUGGAGGACCCGGAACCAUCAAGAAGCUAACCGCUGUUCAUGGUGGCAAAACAAGCUAUGUGCUACACAAAUUAGAUGCAAUUGAUGAAGCAAACUUUGGAUAUAACUACAGCUUAGUGGGAGGAACAGAUGUGGAUGAAAGUUUAGAGAAAGUUACAUUUGAGACAAAGAUAGUGGCUGGUCCAUCUGGUGGGUCCAUAGUGAAAAUCUCAGUGAAAUAUCACACCAAAGGCGAUUUAGUUUUAUCUGAUGCAGUGCGUGAUGAAACAAAAGCCAAAGGAACUGGACUUCUUAAGGCCAUUGAGGGUUACGUUUUGGCUAAUCCUGAUUACUAAGUAAAUUAAAUUAAAUGUUUGUUUUCAUUUUGGUCUUGUUGUGUCGUGCGAGUGAUUAAUAAUUGAAGUCUAUGAUAUGGUUGUUUAUUUUAUGAUAUGGAUGUUGUGAAUUAGUGUGGGUUUAAGUGUUGUUUUGGGUGAAUUUGAUUGGGGUGUUAAAAUACAAAAAUGUAUGUGUUGAGGUUUUGCACCAUAUGUAUUAUGCAAUAAAUAAUGCAAAAGAAUUCCGUAUCA